Molecule: messenger RNA, 1599 nt
Organism: Centrocercus urophasianus (Greater sage-grouse)
Lineage: Eukaryota; Metazoa; Chordata; Aves; Galliformes; Phasianidae
Gene: IFT46
Product: intraflagellar transport 46
Exons: 10
Coding region: 1-1362 (453 amino acids)
Biological process (GO): intraciliary transport; cilium assembly
Cellular component (GO): intraciliary transport particle B; centrosome; motile cilium
Source: RefSeq, a predicted model, not a curated record
AUGGCGGCGCCGAGCCACGUCCCCAGCCGGAAGCGGCGCCGCGCACGGCGCGCGGGGAGGGGCGGGGCGGGAGGACCCGGAGCGCGGCCCCGAGGGCGGACGCCGGCAGUACCCGCUCAGACCGGCAGGGGAAGAUACCGCUCCGCGUCCGCCAGGCCGGGCCGCGGACGCCGCUCUAGCCGGGGAAGGGCGAGCGAGACGGUCGCCACGGCGACGGAGGGCGGCGUCAUGGCGGAGCGGCGGCCGUCCGAGGGGAGCGGGGCCGGGCCGGGCCGCGCCGUCGCCUCCCCGCGUCCCUCCGCCCGGCCUCGUCCGGUGGAGAACCAGCCAUACGACGAGAGCCUGGAGCUGCCGGAGACCGAGGAGGCGGUGGGGAGCGCGAACCGCCCGCGAGGCUCCCGCCGGCCGGAGCCGCCCUGGUCGGGAGGCGGCGGCCCGGGAGCGCGGCCCGGCGGCGCGGGAGAGCGGAGCGACGGCGUGGAGGGCGGCGGUAACGGGGAAACGGCGGCCCGGCCGGGACCCUCCGCCGCCAGCGAGGACGACGAUGACGAUGACGAUGAUGACGAUGAUGACGAUUCCUCCGAGAGCGACUCAGAGGACGAUUCGGAGGAUCGUGGGGCUCCGCUGGAGGGUGACUACAACCUAGCAGAUUAUGACUACCUGCCAGUAUCUGCUGAAAUUAAAGAACUCUUUGAAUACAUAAGGAGGUACACUCCAAAAACAAUAGAGAUUGAGCACAAACUGCAGCCUUUUAUUCCAGACUUCAUUCCUGCUGUUGGAGACAUUGAUGCCUUCCUAAAGGUCCCACGCCCAGAUGGCAAGCCUGAUAACCUCGGUCUGCUGGUCUUAGAUGAGCCAUCAACGAAGCAGUCAGAUCCCACAGUGCUCUCUCUCUGGCUAACGGAGAAUUCCAAACAGCACAACGUUACACAGCAGAUAAAAGUGAAAAGUGUGGAGAAUGCAGAGAAGAACCCCAAAGCCAUUGACAACUGGAUUGAAAGUAUCAGUGAACUGCACCGCUGCAAACCUCCUGCCACUGUCCACUACAGCCGGCCCAUGCCUGACAUAGAAACCCUCAUGCAGGAGUGGUUACCGGAAUUUGAGGAGCUCUUGGGAAAGGUGGGCCUCCCAACUGCAGAAAUGAAUUGUGACCUGGCUGAAUACGUUGACAUGACAUGUGCCAUUGUGGACAUCCCUGUGUAUAAGAGUUGGAUCCAGCCUCUGCACGUCCUUUUCUCACUGUACUCAGAAUUCAAGAACUCCCAGCAUUUCAAGCCUCUGGCUGAAGGGAAGAAGGCCAGGAGCCCUGCAUCCAACACACUUCCACAGUCAGCAGAAGCAGAAGUAUUAAGCUUUACUUGAAGCUUCACUUUAAAACCUCAUCUCUCAGAUCAGCGCCUGCUGCUGGACGUAGAUAUUUGACCAAAGCAACCUGCGAAGCAACACACAGCAUUUCAAAGGCCUCCCUUGGAUAGAUACUGAUGAGUUAUUCUCCAUUUGUAAGCAGAGUUGUACUCUUCACAUUUAUAGCAGACGCUGCCUAAUAGCUCCAUUUUGACUCAUCCCCUGGGAAUAAAGCAUUAAACUCCCUUUUCCAAA